This is a messenger RNA of Mytilus californianus (California mussel), 1384 nucleotides long. RefSeq lists its product as uncharacterized. The transcript has 6 exons. The coding region runs from base 21 to 1130 and encodes 369 amino acids. The record is from RefSeq and is a predicted model, not a curated record. Lineage: Eukaryota; Metazoa; Mollusca; Bivalvia; Mytilida; Mytilidae.
GUUCCGAAGGGCAGUCGGACAUGUUAUUCUUGUUUGUUUUAACAGCAUUCUUAAAACUACACGGAACAAUUGCAUUUGAAAUUUUCAUCAAUGAAAACAGAAGCGGAUUACUUGGAAGCAAUGAUACUUCAUUGGAAUGUUCAUUCAAUAAAGCGGAAGGAGAAGACAUUCUUUCCUUAUUUUUCUUGUACAAAAAUAAAACCUCACAUUCUUACGAAGAUAUAGUUGUAUUUACAUCAUCAGCAGUACCAAGAUUGACUGCUAAAGGUAAUUAUUUAUCGGAAAGAAUUGAUUUACCAAAACAUACGUUAUCGUCAUCACCAGCAGCAAUUACCUUUUCCGAUCUACAAUGUCAAGACAAUGCACGUUAUAAAUGUAGAAUUACAUAUCAAAUUAGGAGGACUUUCGAAAAAUAUACUGUAGAAUCAUACGCAACACAGAUAAAUGUACAAGUUUUGCCUCUCAAACCUCAACUAACCACAUUUUUCAACGCAUCAACAACACCAACCCAACGAGCUGCUACUAGAAAAUCAACGAGGUCUACAAAUUCGCCACUUAAUAUAAAGGAAGGAGACAUUGUUACAUUUGUUUGUAAUGGGAUUGUCGGAAACCCACCAGCAAGCUUUAUUUUCCAAAAGUUCCGUCAAGGACAUAUCUUAGCUGAUAUCUAUGCAAACACAACAAUGCAACUUAAUCCAAUUGAUGACAUGUGCUAUUUCAAUGGUAAAAGUGUUCUUACGAUUCAGGUAAUGAGUGAAGACAAUCAAGCAAUCAUACGUUGCAUUGCUAAUUCCGAUUUGACAGAGAAAAGUAUUUAUACAGACUCCCCCACAAUAAAAGUUUUCUCUGAAAAACUAACAACACCAUCAAUUUGCACAGGCAGUUGUCCUGGAUCGAACGAAAAUGCAGAAAAUUCAAAUACAAACAAAGUUGACCUCAUAGUGACAGGUGUGAUGAUUGCUAUUGGUCUUAUUGGUAUCAUAGUUAGUGUAGCGGUAUGGAAAUACAGACAAUGGAAGUUUGGUUUUCUUUCCUGUUGUUGUUCCCGGCCUGCCUCUACAUCGGCAACAACGCCCGGCCUGCCUUUACAUCGGCAGCAAUGCCAUACACCACCAAAGGCAUUGUUCUAAGCUAGUUCCCCCCGAACAUGUAAAAAUCAGAACCAGCUCUCACAGAUGUAGUUCGUCUGUUGAGAGUCUGAGGGAAAAGAACAGUAAACAGACCAUGCUACAUUACGCAGAUAUCAACCAACUUCUUUUUACAAUAAAUGGUGGUUCAUUCAUUUGACACAAUAAUUGGUGGAUUCAUUUGAUACAAUAAUUCGGAUUCUCUUAUUACAAUAAUUGGUGGAGGCCCGUUUAUAAAUGUUGGACGACUUUUAAAA